AUGUGCUCAAGUCAAGCGAUUGUGCGUCGGCCACUGUUCUCCAAGUCGAACAUCGAGCUCAUCAAUGCAUUGCGAGCAAACUUCGCCGCCUACCAACAUCAUCAUUCUCUGAGUGGCGCAAACCAAGAAAUUUCCGAUUACCGGCAUUGGACACACCAGGAUAAUGAUACACUUUAUGUACCCUCGUGGCGGCCGACGCCACUGACCGAACCUCGCGAUUCCUACGAUGUCACGGCGAAGCUGUUCUUUUUGCCCUCCAUACCAACCGAGCGGCGGUGCAAGCAUACCCGAGAAGCCAUAGAUUUGGUGCUGAAAGAAUUGGGCAUUGAGAGCAUUGACUUGCUGAUUGUGAGUUAUCCCGGUGUAAGCCUUGACGCGGAUGACGAGGAUGAGGGUUCUGCGGACGAGGACGAGAGCGCGAGGAGCGACGAGACUCAGGGAUUGGAUGCGCAGGUGAGGACAUGGCUGGUUUUGGAAUCGCUGCACGAACAGGGCGUGAUCUCGCAACUCGGAGUGUCAGAGUUCAGUUCAGAACGCCUCAGCAAAUUUUUACCCAAGGUCAAAGUGCGGCCGACGGUGGACCAGAUCAAUGUCAAGGAUUGCUGUGUAGUGCCCAAGUCCCUCAUCGUGUAUGCCAAAGAAAACAAUAUCGAGUUGCUGACUCAUGCCGACUGUACGGAUAUUCUUCCCCCGGGAACAACGAGGGAACUCCUGGGUCCUGGGAAGGACAGUGCAAAUAUCAUUGCCGCACGUCCAGACGCCGGUCCCGAAGACCUUGGUUUGAAGGGCGAUAUUGAACUUCAGUGGGUGGUCAAAUAUACAGCCGUGGUAAAGAACCGCGGUGUCAUUGAGAACAAAGGAUACUUUGCCGUAGGGCAGUUAGGCAGUUGCAUUGAGGAGAAGCCGGCUCAGUCAGCAUAA
Messenger RNA from Capronia epimyces CBS 606.96, 921 nucleotides. Its product is annotated as glutamate-cysteine ligase regulatory subunit. The record is from RefSeq and is a predicted model, not a curated record. Gene Ontology annotation, biological process: glutathione biosynthetic process. Lineage: Eukaryota; Fungi; Ascomycota; Eurotiomycetes; Chaetothyriales; Herpotrichiellaceae. Gene Ontology annotation, cellular component: glutamate-cysteine ligase complex. Gene Ontology annotation, molecular function: glutamate-cysteine ligase catalytic subunit binding; enzyme regulator activity. Bases 1 to 921 code for a protein of 306 amino acids. The transcript has a single exon.